This is a messenger RNA of Electrophorus electricus (electric eel), 2361 nucleotides long. RefSeq names its product phosphoinositide-3-kinase, regulatory subunit 3b (gamma) (gene pik3r3b). The record is from RefSeq and is a predicted model, not a curated record. Gene Ontology annotation, molecular function: protein binding; 1-phosphatidylinositol-3-kinase regulator activity. Lineage: Eukaryota; Metazoa; Chordata; Actinopteri; Gymnotiformes; Gymnotidae. Gene Ontology annotation, cellular component: phosphatidylinositol 3-kinase complex. Gene Ontology annotation, biological process: phosphatidylinositol phosphate biosynthetic process; insulin receptor signaling pathway.
GCACUCGAAAUGAAGACUACCGUUUCGUCUUGAUGGGACAGAGUAGAUAGUAGAGCUGGUAUCUACUUUCUGUUCUGUCGGUCGAGAAAUUUGCUAAUUUGUUUAAAGUUAGCUAGAGCCGUGAAGCCCGGUGCUUCAAGAAAUGUAAGAACACCCAGAUAUUCUGAAGCGGGCUUUCAGAUCGGAGACUUGAAAUUGAGCCCGUCGUUCAAGUCUAGGUAGCUGGCUAGCGGGAUCAGACAAGAGUGUAGUUUUGGUGUUUUUUUGUUUGUUUUUUUCCACUGUUGUGUUUUAAGAUUUUAUUUUUUAAUAAAUUGGAGAGAGGUAGGUGUCAUUUUAUCACUGGACUCAGACAGACAAUGUACAACACAGUUUGGAAUACGGAGAAAGAAGAUGACGACUGGAGGGAUGUGAUGAUGCCAUAUUCCACAGAAUUGAUAUUUUACAUUGAGAUGGACCAGCCACCAGCCCUUCCUCCCAAGCCGGCCAAACCCAUGACUCCUGUAAACAGCAACGGUGUGAAAGAGGCUGCGAGCAGCUCAUUGCAGGAAGCAGAGUGGUACUGGGGCGACAUAUCGAGGGAAGAAGUGAACGACAAAUUGCGAGACAUGCCAGACGGAACUUUCCUGGUACGCGACGCCUCUACGAAGAUGCAGGGAGACUACACACUAACUCUGAGGAAAGGCGGCAACAAUAAGCUAAUAAAGAUCUACCACCGCGAUGGAAAGUAUGGUUUCUCAGAGCCACUCACCUUCAGCUCAGUGGUGGAGCUCAUCAGUCACUACAGACACGAGUCUCUGGCUCAGUACAACACGAAACUGGACGUCAAGCUCAUGUACCCCGUCUCCCGCUACCAGCAGGAUCAGCUGGUAAAGGAGGACAAUAUUGACGCCGUGGGGAAGAAACUCCAGGAGUAUCACAAUCAGUAUCAGGAGAAGAGCAAAGAGUAUGACAGAUUGUACGAGGAAUACACAAAGACCUCACAGGAGAUCCAGAUGAAACGCACUGCAAUAGAGGCCUUCAAUGAGACCAUCAAGAUCUUCGAAGAGCAGUGUCACACGCAGGAGCGCUACAGCAAGGAGUACAUCGAGCGCUCCCGCAGAGACGGCAAUGACAAAGAGAUCGAAAGGAUCAUGAUGAACUACGAGAAGCUCAAGUGCCGUCUGGGCGAGAUCCACGAGAGCAAGAUCCGCCUAGAGCAGGACCUAAAGACGCAAGCGCUGGACAACAGGGAGACGGACAAGAAGAUGAACAGCUUAAAGCCCGACCUCAUUCAGCUGAGGAAAAUCAGAGACCAGUACCUUGUCUGGCUCAAUCACAAAGGCGUACGUCAGAAACGAAUAAACGACUGGCUGGGUAUCAAAAACGAGAAUGACGAUGAUGCUUACUUUGUGAGCGAGGAGGACGAGAACCUGCCGCACUACGAUGAGAAGAGCUGGUUUGUGGGGGACCUGAAACGCACACAGGCGGAGGACCUGCUCCUGGGCAAGCCAGACGGAGCUUUCCUCAUCCGGGAGAGCAGCAAGAAGGGCUGCUACGCCUGCUCCGUAGUCGUCGACAGCGAGGUGAAGCACUGUGUGAUCUACAGCACGCCACGCGGCUAUGGCUUCGCUGAGCCCUACAACCUGUACAGCACUCUGAAAGACCUCGUCCUGCACUACCACCAGACCUCGCUGGUCCAGCACAAUGACUCCCUCAACGUGCGGCUAGCUUACCCUGUGUAUGCACAGAUGCCCUCGGGGCCGCGGAGAUGAGGCCUCUCCUGCCCAAAACGCACCUACCUACACAGCAACGGAAAACACACCGUCACGAAAAACAAAACAAACAAACAAAAAAAAAACCCAACAACAAACACUUGCUGCAACACACAUGUCAGCCACCUUGGAGUUCUAUAUUUUUACUAGAACAAUUUGGAGGGCAUUCUUUCUAAAGACUGCUUGAUUUGCACAAGGAAGUUUUAAAUGUUUGUGAAUGUGAAAAAAAUACAGACGGAAGCAGAAGAGGCGAGUUUCAGGUGACCCGCACUGCUACCUAAACUCCAGCUGGGACUUUUUACACGCUCCAUUUCAACCUGUUUUGUCCCCCCCGCCCCUACAUCUUGUCAUUCGUGCUCUUUUGAUCCUUUGUUUUGUUUCAUCCUUAUUUACUAAAUGCAAGGCAGGAAAAAUAUGUAUUUUCUCUCUCUCUGUCUGUUAGUGUGUGUGUGUGUGUGUGUGUGUGCACGCAGAUGUACGUAUGUGUUUGAGUGUGUGUAUGUAUGUUGAAAAAGCAAAAACUAUGUAGCAAAUGGACGCCUGACACUUUCCAGAGUGUUUCUCACAGUGACUGCUGCUGAUCAAGGGAUCGUGGGAUGGUACAGGA